CACCUCCGUGUGAUGUUGCGCUGCUGUUUUUUGGCUUCUAUGUUAUUAUUGUUAUUUUAGUGAAUGUCACAUGGUUUCAUCAUGAAACGACUGGAUUCCUCUACUUUAUUUUGCUUGUUGCUUUGUGUCACAGGGUUGCCAGCUAGCCGGUGCGCUCACAGCAAAUAUGCACAGAAGCUCCUGACCGAUCUGUUCGCCAACUACACGAGUGCGCUGAGGCCGGUGCAGGACACCGACGACAUACUGAACGUCACGCUGCAGGUCACGCUAUCGCAAAUUAUCGACAUGGACGAGCGAAACCAAAUUCUGACCGCUUACUUGUGGAUAAGGCAAGUCUGGCUGGAUGCACAUCUUAAAUGGAGUAGAGACGACUACGAUGGCCUCGAUACCAUCCGUAUACCUAGCAGUUAUGUAUGGAGACCUGAUAUUGUCCUAUAUAACAACGCUGAUGACCACUUCACGGGUUCCAUGGACACCAACGUGGUGAUCCGCCAUGACGGUCAGAUCACAUGGGACUCGCCGGCCAUCACCAAAAGCUCCUGCAAAGUGGACGUGUCUUUUUUUCCCUUUGAUGCUCAGCAGUGCAGGUUCACAUACGGUUCCUGGACCUACAACGGCAACCACUUGGACAUCCUGAACGCAAUGGAGAGCGCCGACCUUGCAGACUUGGUGGACAACGUGGAAUGGGAGGUGCUGGGAAUGCCGGCCAAGCGGAAUGUGAUUCUUUACGGAUGCUGCGCCGACCCGUACCCGGAUAUCACCUACACCUUGAAACUCAAAAGAAGGGCGUCAUUUUAUGUCUUCAACUUAUUGAUACCCUGCGUCAUGAUCUCGUUCCUGGCUCCUCUGGGUUUCUACUUACCUGCUGACUCCGGAGAGAAGGUGUCGUUGGGUGUUACGGUGAUGCUGGCGCUGACUGUGUUUCAGCUGUUGGUUGCGGAGAUCAUGCCGCCAUCGGAGAAUGUACCGCUCAUUGGAAAGUACUACAUCGCCACCAUGACCAUGAUCACAGCCUCCACGGCUUUGACUAUCUUCAUCAUGAAUAUCCACCACUGCGGCCCGGACGCCAAACCAGUCCCCAUGUGGGCCAAGAAGGUCAUUCUACAGUACUUGGCGAGAAUAUGUUUCGUUUAUGAAGUCGGCGAGAACUGCUUGUCUACUCGGGAUGCUUCAGUAGUGAACCGCAACAUGAACGGCCGAGUGGGGGCCUCCAUGGAGGACCGUACGUUUGUAACGGAAAGGGGGCACGAGGAAGCCGGCUUGGAUCAACUCAUGAGUCCUGAUGAGUCCUCGAUGGGCGUCAACCCUACUAAUCACUUCAACUUCUGGAAAAAUGGUGCGUUUGUGAGUCCUGAUUGUGAGGAUUCGGCCGCCGGGAUGAGAUACCGGAAAGGCGGAGUCAGCGAAGUCAAUAAAGACGAGAGAUUGCUGAUUCUGCCCAACGUUGAGUACAUCGCCAACUACUACAAAGAGCAGAGGGCCACCCAGAAGAGGACUGGGGAGUGGAAGAAGGUGGCCAAGGUUUUAGAUCGCUUCUUCAUGUGGUUGUUCUUCAUUAUGGUCUUUUUCAUGAGUCUUCUCAUCAUCGGGAAAGCCGUCUGAAUCCCAGUUAUUCAUAAUCCCGAAAAAUCCUUUCCAGAUGCUGGAACUGCUCCAAUGAACGCCACGAAUUCUCCGAUUCACGAGUCUCCAGAUGCAUGGUUUCCAAAAGCACUCAGGAGCUUCAUCUACCUCACUUAUGUAUAUUUGUUGUCUUAAUGCUGACUGAGCAAUUUACCGCUACUAACCUUUCCACUUUCUCAUGCAUACUACAUUAUUAUUAUUAUUAAAGUCAUUCCAAUCGCCCGCUUCCAAUUAAUGUCUCUUGUAUUUGAGCAUUUAUGGUAUUUUUUUCUAUAGAGGACAAUGGACGGCUUUCACCAUCUUUAAUGUUUAACCCUUGGAUGCAUAAGUGGGUCAAAAAUGACCCGGUCAGGUUGUUUUCUUGAAAUAUCUUCAUAAUGAAAAUUUUUUAUCAUUUCAUAUUCCUAGUAUUCCUCAAAAAACAUGUUUUUAAUAUCAUGCCUAACACAUUUUAACUUAACUUUUAUGCAUUUUAAGAAAUUUUAAGAAAUCUUAAAUAAGUGGGUCAAAAAUGACCCGGUCAGUUUGUUUUCUUGAAAUAUCUUCAUAAUGAAAAUUUGUUAUCAUUUCAUAUUCCAGGUAUUCCUCAAAAAACAUGUUUUUGAUAUCAUGCCAUUCAUAUUUUUAACUUAUCUUUUAUACAUUUUAAGAAAUUUUCGUUUUUGUGUUACUACCCCAACCUUCCAUAAGUGGGUCAAAAAUGACCUGGUCAGGUUGUUUUCUUGAAAUAUCUUCGUAAUGAACAUUUCUUUAUCAUUUCAUAUUCCUAGUAUUCCUCAAAAAACAUAUUUUUGAUAUCAUGCCAUUCACAUUUUUAACUUAACUUUUAUGCAUUUUAAGAAAUUUUAAGAAAUCUUCCUUAAGUGGGUCAAAAAUGACCCGGUCAGGUUGUUUUCUUGAAAUAUCUUCGUAAUGAAAAUUUUUUAUCAUUUCAUAUUCCAGGUAUUCCUCAAAAAACCUAUUUUUGAUAUCAUGCCAUUGACAUUUUUAACUUCCCUUUA
Molecule: messenger RNA, 2624 nt
Organism: Doryrhamphus excisus (bluestripe pipefish)
Lineage: Eukaryota; Metazoa; Chordata; Actinopteri; Syngnathiformes; Syngnathidae
Gene: chrna10a
Product: cholinergic receptor, nicotinic, alpha 10a
Biological process (GO): monoatomic ion transmembrane transport
Cellular component (GO): postsynaptic membrane
Molecular function (GO): transmembrane signaling receptor activity; acetylcholine-gated monoatomic cation-selective channel activity
Source: RefSeq, a predicted model, not a curated record